This is a messenger RNA of Lates calcarifer (barramundi perch), 1107 nucleotides long. RefSeq names its product GLI pathogenesis-related 1a (gene glipr1a). Bases 104 to 937 code for a protein of 277 amino acids. The record is from RefSeq and is a predicted model, not a curated record. Lineage: Eukaryota; Metazoa; Chordata; Actinopteri; Centropomidae. Gene Ontology annotation, cellular component: extracellular region. The transcript has 6 exons.
UCCUCUUGAGUAUGUAACUUCCUGUGGCAGUUUGAUAGACGCGAACGUAUUUCACAAUCUGCAACUUCUGUGCCUUCGCUUGUGGAGUUUUAUCCUUCGAAGAAUGGGGAGCGUGUUGGAAAUGUUACUGUGGGCCUGGAUUAUCCUGGACUCCAGGGUGCGUUCAGUCUUGGUGCCAGAAAUCACUGAUGGGGAGUUCAUUAAUGAAUGUGUGAGGGAGCACAACAGGGCGCGGUCAUCUGUCAGUCCACCUGCCAGUAACAUGCUGUACAUGUCAUGGGAUGCGGGCUUGGCCAUUACUGCAAAAGCAUGGGCAAGGCACUGCGUGUUUAAACACAACGUCUACCUCGAAGAUGUCCGCCGUGUGCACCCUACCUUCUCCUCUGUUGGAGAAAACAUAUGGAUGGGUAGCCAAUCAUUAUUUAAUGUGACAUUCGCCGUAAAGAGAUGGGUGGAUGAAAAAGCAAACUACAACUACCAAUCGAGAACUUGCACUGACGUCUGCGGGCACUACACACAGGUUGUGUGGGAAAGCAGUUACAAGGUUGGUUGUGCCGCCCAGCUGUGCACAGAGAAAAAUGUCCUUUUUGUUUGCAACUAUGCUGAAGGGGGUAACAUAAGAGGACAGCAACCAUAUAAAUCUCAAGGGACAGCCUGCUCCGAGUGUAAAGACACCUGUGUGGACAAUCUCUGCUGUAACAAAAAACGAGAUUCACAGAAAAGAUACAGCUGGACCCCAGAUUGGGACCCUGCCCCGGUUGCAAGCUCCCAAUUGUCUGACUCCCAGUUGUCUGACUCCCAAUUGUCUGACUCCCAAUUGUCUGACUCCCACCACUUUGUGACUAUUCUGGUUGCCCGGCCCAUUGCGCUUAUCUUCACCUUCAUCACAGCAUAUGCAGUCCACUACUGUUACCCUGAUAUUUUCUGCUAUGAGUAGAACCCCUGUUUUGACCUGAACAACAUGGACUUAUCCAACAAGUGUUAAGAAAAAGAUGUGAGUUCAAUUAAAUCUUUAAUUUUUGGUCUGUAUACUGCUUUUAAAUCCCAACAGCUGUACAUAACCUAUUCAAAAAAAAAAAAAAAAUACAUGCAUGUGUAAAGAACUAA